Messenger RNA from Penicillium macrosclerotiorum, 2280 nucleotides. RefSeq lists its product as uncharacterized. The transcript is spliced from 4 exons. The coding region runs from base 1 to 2280 and encodes 759 amino acids. Gene Ontology annotation, biological process: positive regulation of transcription from RNA polymerase II promoter by galactose; DNA-templated transcription. NCBI's taxonomy places the organism in Eukaryota, Fungi, Ascomycota, Eurotiomycetes, Eurotiales, Aspergillaceae. Gene Ontology annotation, cellular component: nucleus. The record is from RefSeq and is a predicted model, not a curated record. Gene Ontology annotation, molecular function: zinc ion binding; RNA polymerase II cis-regulatory region sequence-specific DNA binding; DNA-binding transcription factor activity, RNA polymerase II-specific.
AUGUUCCAUACCUUUGAAGGAUUUGAAAACCCAACGGCCGCAACCCCGGCCCGCAACCGACCCAAUAUUGAGCGCCGGGAGUCGCUGAGCCGCCGUGUCACCACGCUGCGCGCCUGCACCUCCUGCCGACACCGCAAGAUCAAAUGUGAUGGCGAGAAGCCGUGCGAGGCCUGUCGAUGGUACAAGAAGACAGACCAGUGCCAUUAUUCGGAUCCGCGACCAUCGAGGCGCCACGUAGAGAAAUUAUCCACCACUCUGGAUGAAUAUCGGAGUGUGCUUGGGAAACUUUUCCCCAAUAUCGCCCCAGAAUCCCUCGUCAAUCUGCCUCGAGAGAAGCUACUCGAGUUGACGGGGGGCGCGGCACCACACCCUGCUUCACCCGCGACCUCUGUCUCGGUGGAGGCACAUGUGUCUCCGUUAUCCAAUGCAGAUGAUAAUCUCGAGUCUCUCCAGACGAUGCCCGAGGAGCUCGACGAUAGUCGGCCGAGCUCAACCGACCUGGUUGAGGGGGUGUCAGACGAUGUGAAUGCAUUAUCGCUUUCCGCAAGACAGCCGUCAUCUUACCUCGGUGUAUCAUCCAUCCAAGCUGUGAUUAAGGUCAUCGUCUGGUUGGAUCCGGGAUGCGCAGCGCACUUCUCCAGAACUCCUCCCACGCAUCCCCGCGAUCAAUCGGGGCUGGAUUACGAUGGUUCUUCCGGGUGGCCUCACCAGCAACCAGCGACUCCUCCGCAGCCAUCAAUCCCACCAACCGAGAUGCAAAUGCUAGAUGCAUACUUUCUGUAUUUCCAAGCAUUCGCGCCCUUGAUCGAUGAACGAAUGUUUCGUGAUACAUACAUCUCAGGACACCGGAAGGAUGACCACUGGCUUGCACUGCUGAAUAUCGUCCUGGCUCUCGGAAGUGUCGCGGCCUCCAAUCCUGACGACCGAACACACCAAACAUACUUCCUGCGUUGCAAGAGCCACCUCAGCUUAAGCUCUCUGGGCAGCUCUCAUCUAGAAACCAUUCAGGCUCUGGGCCUCAUCGGCGGAUGGUACUGCCACUACAUCAGCCAGCCAAACCUCGCGUACUCCUUAAUGGGCGCUGCAAUCCGUAUGGCCGCUGGGCUGGGUUUACACAAAGAAUUUGCAGAUAGCCAUCAAAUCCCCAGCCCAUCUAAGUUAGCAUCCAUGGACCUGAAACGCAGAGUAUGGUGGUCUCUUUUCUGUAUGGAUACCUGGGGCGGCAUGACUCUCGGCCGGCCUAGCAUGGGCCGUUUUGGUCCAAAUAUCACCGUCAAACCCCCAAAUUGCCGGGACAAGGAAAAUGUCCUUGAGAUGCUUCCUCUCGUGGAAAAUAUCCGCUUUGCCAAGAUCGCAACUCAAGUUCAAGAAUCACUGGCAGCCGCUCCGCUGGUGAAGCACCAGGAAAUGUCACAUGCGGAUGCCCAGCUCCUCGAAUGGUGGGAGAACUUACCCCCUGUUCUAAAAGAUCAUGAGCUAUGUUCAGAAUCCAUCAGCACCGUUCGCACAGUCAUGCGAUGGAGAUAUUAUAACCAACGGAUGCUCCUAUAUCGACCCACUCUGCUGAGCUAUGCCAUGCGACGUGUCCCCUAUAUCGCCCUUCGUGUUGAGGAACGCACCGCCAUCGAAAAGUGUCGUGAGGUAGCCGAGCUAUCCAUCCAGAAUAUCGCAGCCACGGCGCAGCUCAACCAGCUCUGUGGCUGGAAUGCUGUUUGGUGGACUUUCCAAGCCUCAUUGGUCCCCCUCGUCGGCCUGUUCCUGAAUGAUCCCACGGCCGAUGACCCCCGUGCCUCGAUCGAGUCCUGUCAAAGACAAGUCGAGACUGCAAUGACAACCCUCGCCCGGAUGCAGUCCUACGGACACACCGCGAAACGAUCCCUAGAUGCCAUUUCGCGGAUCUACGAAGCAAGUAAACGUGGCGAGGACAUGCCCACCACCAGCAGUGCGGAUUCCUUACCGAACAACCUCUUCCCCGCUGGUCGGGAUACAAUCACGCUGUUCUCCCCGCCCGAACCGGGACGCAUGGGCAUGUCGCUGGGGGAGAACGGGAUUCCUGAAAACCUGUCUACCCCCUUCGUCGAUGAUUCUGGCCAAUAUCUAUGGGAGUAUCUGAGCUGGAGCGAUAAUAAUUUAUGGCCGGGUCUGACAGACAUUGAUACGCGAAGCGAAGCCAUGGCACUGUUGACGCCAGAUCAUGAAAAGGGACCGAAGUUUGGGACGGCACCCUAUUUUGAGCCGAUGCCUGAUUCUUAUUUCGUCAACCCGGCUUUAUACUACUAG